GAGCAGGAAACGUCGCUACAUUAUACGUAUUAAGCUGUCACGCGUGGUGAGCGGCUCAGCAUGAACGGUGUGAAAGUGACGCCGCAGCGCGAGGGGUUUCCCCCUCCCCAAGAUGCGCCCCUGCCGGCCCAGGACGUGGCGCAGGUCCGGCUUUUGAUCUCGGUGGCGGUGGCCGUGUUCGUCGUCUUAGUUCUGGUAAUUUGGAAAAUUUUCCAAGCGAGAAAGAGCAGUCGGACAGCAGUGCUUCUGGCUGGUCUGUGUGACUCAGGAAAAACUCUUCUAUUUGUUAGGCUCUUAACAGAAAAUUUCCGAAAUACUCAGACUUCCAUAACUGAUAGUUCUGCCUUGUACAGAGUAAAAAAUGACAAGAAUAGGAAUGUGACUUUAAUUGACCUUCCUGGCCAUGAGAGCUUGAGGCUUCAGUUCCUGGAUAGGUUCAAGGCUGCAGCUAGGGCAAUUGUGUUUGUUGUGGAUAGUGUAGCUUUCCAACGGGAGAUGAAAGAUGUGGCAGAAUUUCUGUACCAACUCCUGAUUGACAACACAGUUCUGAAAAAUGCACCUCCCCUCUUAAUAGCCUGCAACAAACAAGAUGUUACAAUGGCAAAAUCUUCUAAGCUCAUACAGCAGCAACUGGAAAGAGAGCUCAAUACCUUACGAGUGACUCUCUCUGCUGCCCCAAGUACCAUGGAUAGUUCAAGCUCGGGAUCUGUCAUUCAGCUUGGGAAGAAGGGAAAGGAGUUUGACUUCUCUCAGCUGCCCAUGAAAGUCGAAUUUAUUGAGUGUAGUGCCAGAGGAAACAAGGGAGAGGAGGGUAGUCCUGACAUUAAUGACUUAGAAAAAUGGCUAGCAAAAAUUGCCUGAGCUUGAGUUUUUGAAAGGAGAGGUAGAGAGGAAGGUGGAAAAGAACAUCCCCUGGAAAGAAUAGGUAUUGUAAUGAGACAUGCAAUUUAACAGAGCAAGAAUUUGAGUUUUAAAUAGCAGUUUGACUAGGAAAAAGAUGCACAUUUGGAACUGUAGCAGUGGUGAGGACAUUCAGUUUCUUGCUCAGGGAAGUUUUUGCUUUCUAUUCAUUGUUCACAGAAAGGCUCUGUUUGAAGUAUCCUUGUUCUUUAAAUAUAGCCUAGCAAAGAGUAGCUCCUUUUUUGCUUCCCAUUCUCAUUGUUGCAAAUAAUUUUCCUACUCUAUUUUAGGAAAAGACCCUUUAAAAAGGAGAAUCCUUGUUACACAAAAGUCACAAGAUGAAAAGGAGCAUUUCUAGAUAUUCCUAGAUUCAAAUUCCUUUGCUUUUGCUUUUCUUCCAAUACUCACCUCAUCUGAAAUGUUUGUGAUCCGUAUUAUUUUAUUCCUUCUUUUUCUAGAAAAUUUUAUAGGACUCUAGCAUGAGUAGAAUUUACUGUUGUAACUAUAAUAAUGUGACAUAAAAAGGAAUAGGUGACUACUGUAUUUUCCGGCGUAUAAGAUGACUCAGCGUAUAAGAUGACUCCCGACUUUGGAGAAGAUUUGCAUGAUUUUGAAAGUCAUCUUAUACGCUGGAAAAUACGGUACUUCCAAUAUUCUGUGCAAUGCCUAGCAGUGUGGCCAUCCUAUCACUUGAUAUGUGUUGUUUUGCUUCUAAAAAUUGACUGAAUAAUUGGUACAUAAGAUUAGAAAAUCCUUCCUUCCUUCCUUCCUUCCUUCCUUCCUUCCUUCCUUCCUUCCUUCCUUCCUUCCGAUGUGAUGUUUUUAUUACAGUAUUUAAAGUGUGCUUCUGAUAGACAGUCCCCUAUUGUUUGUCUGAUACACAUUUGGUUGAAUUACUAACUUCUUAGCAAAUGUUAAAUUAUAUAGCAUCUUCAUGGAAAGAGAGUGCCAAGAUUGUAAAUCUGCUAAAAUGUAACAUGCUCCCUUCUGAACAUGUUAUAUUUUAGUAGAUUAAAAACUUCCAUUCAUGCUUUAAGAUGUGUCAUUCCAUUAGCUCUUGGAAGAUGUUUCUCCUAUAGAAUGUUCAAUGUUUAAGAGAAGGAGUAACCAUUAGAACUGCAUAUCUGUGGUUCUCUAUCAAACAAGAUGUAGCUGUUCUCAGUGAUAUUCUUGUUUAAUAGUGUAUUUUAUAUGCCAUAUUUUUUACAGCAGUAAAAAAAUAAGUAACUUAGAAUUUUUUUAGUCUGCCACAAGCUGGACUUAAUACUUUUUCUAGAUUAGUUGCAUUUCCCAAAAGUGUUGUCUUUUAAAAAAGUGAUACAUACACAGAAAACUCAUUUAAUUUUGUUUUGAAUGUUUAGUAUACCUCUCCUCUGACCUGUACCUGUUACUAAAGACCAAGUUCUAUUAAAAUAGUUUUCUUAAAUUAUAUGAAUUGGCCCCUAAGAUUUAUGUAUAUCCUACAAAAAUCUGCUCAGUAUUAAUAGCGUCAUGAUUUGCUUCGAAGUAUAGACUUAGAAAUAGCUUUUUCUGCAUUGAGUGGCUUGCAAGUAGAACAUCAGGGUCAUGCCUCUAAACUAUGUUUGAGCAUAAGAAUGGAUUUGUGUUCUCUUGCUUUGAACUUUACUUUUAUUUCAUAAGCUUUUUGCCAAAUCCAAAAUAAAAGUGGUAAAGAAAUCAUGAGUACUUUGCUUGCCAUGAGACCUGUGUCACACAUUGUCCUUGAACAAGCUGCAAAGUUGUAGAAACCCACAAGUUUUACAUUAUUAUUUAUGUCUAUCAAUAAAGAUAUUUGCCUAACAUACUUCUGAUUUUCCCAGGCACAUUUUCUUUAAUAGAAUAUGUGAAUGUAUUGUUUCAGAGUGCAUUUUAAACAUGGUUAUUUUUGCUUGUGAAAACUUAUGACUCUUGCUACAAAAUUUUAUAUGGUUAAAAGAUGUGUUAUUUUAACAGGAGUUACUGUACAUUCUUUUGUAUUUCAUUUCUAAAUUGUAAUUGGGAGGGAGGCUGUAAGGAAGCAACAGGAUGUUGUAGAAUUUAAUUUGUUAUAGGAUUUAAACCUUAAUUCCUGGAGCGGUGUCAAAUAGUAGUACCAUAAAUGCCGGUGUAUAAGGCAACUUCCGCGAGCGCUGAAAUCGGUGCCAAAGAUGGGGGUCGUCUUAUACGCCGAGUCGUCUUAUACGCCGGAAAUACUGGUAGUUUCCGGCGUAUAAGACGACGUUCUAGGAAUGCAGCCCGGCUAUAAAGACGGGGGUCGUCUUAUACACCGGGUCGCCUUGUACGCUGGCAUUUACGGUAUGUAAAUAAUUAUAUCACAGUUACAACCAACAUUAAAAAUCUGUCUACUGCAGGAUGUUUAAUGAAAACCCUUCAGGCUAGAGAAAUGCUGGAUUAUACGUGUGAAUACAAAUGCUUUAUAUGUAGCAAUAAAAAUACCUUAUAUAUUUUUAAUGGGAAUUUACAAAGACAGAAUUACAAGACACAGAUAUCUGGAAACAGCAUCUUAUGAAAGAUAUAUAUAUUGUCGGCUUCUGUAUUUAAAUCAUUGCUGGAAUAAAAGUAAAUAAAAAUCUUUUCCUAUUGGAGUAGGAAACUACUCCCAUAGUUUUAUUUGCCCAA
Messenger RNA from Crotalus tigris (Tiger rattlesnake), 3519 nucleotides. RefSeq names its product SRP receptor subunit beta (gene SRPRB). The record is from RefSeq and is a predicted model, not a curated record. Gene Ontology annotation, cellular component: signal recognition particle receptor complex. Gene Ontology annotation, biological process: protein targeting to ER. NCBI's taxonomy places the organism in Eukaryota, Metazoa, Chordata, Lepidosauria, Squamata, Viperidae. The transcript has 7 exons. Bases 61 to 861 code for a protein of 266 amino acids.